This is a messenger RNA of Lycium ferocissimum, 1351 nucleotides long. Its product is annotated as transcription factor TCP8-like. The transcript has a single exon. The record is from RefSeq and is a predicted model, not a curated record. Gene Ontology annotation, molecular function: sequence-specific DNA binding; DNA-binding transcription factor activity. The coding region runs from base 308 to 1261 and encodes 317 amino acids. Lineage: Eukaryota; Viridiplantae; Streptophyta; Magnoliopsida; Solanales; Solanaceae. Gene Ontology annotation, cellular component: nucleus.
ACCCACACCUACUCUUCUUUCUUCUCUUCUUCCUUUCAUCAGCCAAUUCCACAAAGUUGAAUUAAAGUGAAAGAAAAAGAAACCCCACUUACUUCCACUUGUUCUAUCUUUUGGCUCUAAAGACUAAUUUGCACUACUUGCACCAACCACUACAUUUCAUUCCACCUUUUUGCUAGCUGUGUUUCCAUUUCAUCAAUAACCAAUUGGAUAAAAUCUUCAAAUAUCAAGAAAUAUAUCUUUCUUAGGCCCUUCCCUCACCCCACGCAAUCCCCCACACCUAGCUACCCUUCAAAUUUUCUUUUCCAAGAUGGAAUUUAGAGAGUCACAUAACAAAAACCAAGAAGGUGGCACCGGCAGCAACAACGACGAUAACAACAACACCGACAAUAAUAACAACAACGCACUUUCUACCAAAGUUGUUAAGAAACCAUCUAAAGACCGUCACACGAAAGUGGACGGUCGUGGGCGGCGCAUACGCAUGCCAGCUUUAUGCGCCGCUCGAGUGUUCCAGCUCACAAAAGAGCUGGGACACAAAUCUGAUGGCGAAACCAUAGAGUGGCUUUUACAACAAGCUGAACCCUCAAUUAUAGCUGCCACAGGAACAGGCACGAUCCCAGCAAAUUUCUCAUCUCUUAACGUGUCUUUACGUAGCAGUGGUACCACAAUUUCAGCACCACCUUCAAAAUCCGCUCCUCUUUUCAUCCACGGUGGCGCCACCACUAUGCUAGGUUUCCACCACCACCACAACAACACUUUUGGGCAAGACCCAGAUGAGAAUUACAUGAAAAAAAGGUAUAGAGAAGAUAGUACAACUAGUGCAACUUCACCUAAACCGGAAAGAACCGGUCAUGAACCGGAUCAAGAAUCAACAAAACCCGGUUCAUCAAGUACUUCUAGUUACAUACCGGCUCCAGCUAUGUGGGCGGUUGGACCGGCUGGUGGUAACGUGGGAAACACGUUUUGGAUGUUACCAGGCACGUCAUCAACCAGAAUUGGCGGUUUUGAGUUACCGGGUGGUGGACGGUUCAGUCCGGUUCAACUAGGAUCUAUGUUUUUGCAACAACCACAACCGGUUCAGCAGCUUGGGUUAGGUGUUACAGAGACUAAUAUGGGAAUGUUGGCAUCUAUGAAUGCUUAUAAUAAUAGUAGGGGUAGUACUGGGAUUGAUUUGGGUAUGAAUUUGGAGCAACAUCAUCAUCAAAAUAAUCAGCCUCAAGGUAGUGAUAGUGGUGAUGAAAAUCACAAAGAUUCACAAUCAUAAUUAACUCCAAGGUUGAUGUCAUUUGGAUUAAUUCUUGAUGUUUUUUUUUUUUUUUUUUUUUUUUUUUUAGGAGAGAAUUGCUUGUGGUCA